Molecule: messenger RNA, 1702 nt
Organism: Onychostoma macrolepis
Lineage: Eukaryota; Metazoa; Chordata; Actinopteri; Cypriniformes; Cyprinidae
Product: CD27 antigen-like
Exons: 8
Coding region: 103-552 (149 amino acids)
Molecular function (GO): protein binding
Source: RefSeq, a predicted model, not a curated record
CAGAUUAGGUUACAUCUGAAUCUCCUGGAGGCCACUCCUUAAACACGUCAGUGCUCCGUUUUAAAGCGGAGAGUCGAGGAUCAAGGACUGUCAGAAAACAGAAUGAAACCUACAAUGAACCAGCCAGAAACCAAACGUGUCUUGGCAAUAUUUGUGGCUGCCUUCAGUAUUCUAUGUGUAGCAACAUGCCCAGAGAACCAUUUCCAAGUUCAUGAAACGCUGUGCUGCCUUAACUGCCAAGAAGGUGAUUAUGUUGCCCGCAACUGCUCUGAAGCACACGGACUCCACACUGGUGUGCUGUGUAAUCCAUGCCGCAGAUGUGAAAAAAAUGGAGAGAUAACUGUUUCCAAUUGCACGCAGUUCUCAGACACACAGUGUUCCAGUCGUAUACACAGAAAAGUGCAACAGAUAACCUUGUAUGGUUGCUCGUCUGUGAUAGCUGCUGUUGUCAUGCUGGCUGUGAUCGUGGCAGCCUGCUACUUUUGCAGAAUCAGUAAAUCUGCUGAAUCUGAUGGAAGCUCUGCAGGAGAACCAUUCCAUAUUUCCAUAUAAAAGAUGCAGAGAGUCUGAAGAAAAUCUUAACUCAGGAAAAAGGCCAGCAUCAAAUACUGUAUAUUAUCAUUCAAAGGUUAAUUAAAACAGCAAGAAAUACUGCAGUAUUCAGAAUAAACAAUAUUUGUAAUAUUUUAAAAUAUUUAAAAUAUGUUUUUAUUUUAUUUUAUUUUGUGUGUGUGUGGGGGGGGGGGGGGUACACUAUUUUAAGGACCAAUUCUAACUAACUAUUCAAGUCAAAUCACCUUUAUUUAUAUAGUGCUUUAUACAAUGCAGAUUGUGUCAAAGUAGCUUUACAGUUAAACAGGAAAAUAGUGUAAUGCAAACAAGAUUCAAUACUGCUAUAAAGCAGCUCUAAAAAGAGUAGUAAACUAGUAACUAAUGUUUUGUUUUGUUUUUUUUUUGCCUCAAUGUACUCCUAAUUUGCUGCUAGUUAGUAAGGUAGUUGUUAAGUUUUUGUAUAGGGUCGAAUUAAGGGAUCUAAAAUAUGGACAUGCAGAAUAAUACGUUAAUAUGUGCUUUAAGUAGUAAUAAAUAUUUGAUAUGCAUGCUAAUAAACAACUAGUUAAUAGUGAGAAUUGGUCCUUAAAAAAAAAAAAAUAAAUAAAUAUAUAUAUAUAUAUAGGUGUGUGAACAUCUGUUUAUAUUGAUGUCAUAUUUAGAAAUGUAUCUAUAUUCAAACAUACCUGCUUCUGCUGCAUGAUGUUGGUUAUUUUUAUUUGAUAUUAUUUUUUAAGAAGAAAAGAAAAAAAUUGGAAUGUAUCUAUAGUAUCUAUAGUAUUUUUGUAUCAGAUAUUUGUACUUUAACAAACUUAUAUUAUUUUCUGCAAGCAGAAAAACAAACACAGACCUAUCACUCUAAAUGUAAAUAUUAUUUGCACCAAUUGGAUGUUAGGAAUUGCACCUUGUAUUAAUUAUGUUGUCACGAAAUUGCUAAAUGUUUUACCAAACUGUCUUAUGUUUGAUUUGAACUUUAAAUACAAGUGACUGUGAAUCUAUAAUGAUUUAGCCCAAUACCUUAUGAACAAAAUUUGUUCUGAUGCAGUGUCAUGUUUGUGACUAGAAUACCUUAUUUAAAUUGCCUUUUAAAUGUUGAUGACUGAAUUUGAUGACUGCCAAGACAAACAUAAAGUUUUCUAUUUUAAGUCAG